UUUGAUUCGGUCACACUAUUUCAGUAGAACAACAAACUUGUGAUUAAAAAAUAUUUGUUUUUAGAAAUAUUGUCCAAAACAUGAAGUCUGAGAAACUGAAACGUAACUUUUGGGUGUCCGCCGAAAUAGAGUGCAUGCUCGACUUGAUAAAGGAAGUAAACAACUGCCAAGGAGCACUGUCCACGAGCACCACCCAGUACACCUUCAUCCAAAUUGCCAAUCAGAUGAAGAAAAGGGGUUUUCCAAAUAAGUCGCCAACCCAAAUCAGAAGAAAAUGGUUUCAAAUGAAGAGCGCUUAUCUGUGUUACAAAAAGGGGAACGUUGAUCGACUAUUUCUUAUACCCGAGAAAUUCCGCAAUGAUAUUGCUCGGUUCGUAGAAAGCGGCGAAAAAAUUGGACGUUCCAACUUAUCCACCAUUUCAACUGGAACACCGGCUGUAGUGCAGCAAACUCACGAAGUAGUCUCCGAGGAAGACACGUCUCCCAUGGACAUAUUCCUGAAUCAAAUUCGUAAAAACAAUAAAAUGAUAAAUUCGGAGUUCUUUAAGAUGGAGGAAUCGUUACAGCAAUUCGAGCAAAAGUGUCAGUUUAUUAGAGACAGAAAUAUCAAUAAGCUCAUCGAUGGUUAUUAGCCCCAUACAUAUAAUGUAAUAUUUCUAAAUGUAUAGUGAAUCCAAUAAAAUGUAAGCAAAUCUAA
This is a messenger RNA of Drosophila santomea, 697 nucleotides long. RefSeq lists its product as uncharacterized. Bases 81 to 632 code for a protein of 183 amino acids. The record is from RefSeq and is a predicted model, not a curated record. NCBI's taxonomy places the organism in Eukaryota, Metazoa, Arthropoda, Insecta, Diptera, Drosophilidae. The transcript has 2 exons.